This is a messenger RNA of Choloepus didactylus (southern two-toed sloth), 3581 nucleotides long. It is a transcript of the gene LRRN3, whose product is annotated as leucine rich repeat neuronal 3. Gene Ontology annotation, molecular function: protein binding. The transcript has 2 exons. The record is from RefSeq and is a predicted model, not a curated record. Bases 796 to 2922 code for a protein of 708 amino acids. NCBI's taxonomy places the organism in Eukaryota, Metazoa, Chordata, Mammalia, Pilosa, Megalonychidae.
UUCAGUUAUUAAUGACCGCUGAACAGGCAGCACCAUGUCAGUGUGACAACUGAUCGGCUGAACGAUGCACCACUAACCACCAUGGAAACAAGGAGAAAUAAAGCCAGUUUGCAAGAUCUCUCUUCACUGGAUUGAGAGCCUCAGCCUUCCGGCUGAGAGAAAGAGUUCCGGAAAAAAAAGGAGGAAUUCUAGCUGCAGCCUCCUGCCUUCCUUUAUAUUUCAGAAUACAGAAAUAAGAUUGCUUGCAUAUGUGCAUAUCUGUAGUACCUAUUUGUGUAUACUUUAUCACACACACAAACACACACACACACACACACACACACACACCUAUUUACACCCAGGCAAGAACACAACCAUGUUAUUAUUUCAACUAAGAAACUGAGGAACCCAGCACGCAGAGACACAGGGGAUGAUGGUUCAGAAACUGCUUUUCCAAGCAUCAUGCUGCCAUUCCUGAAAGUACUGAACAAGCAUGGGAUUUUAAUAUUAUACUCCUAAAUAAAUGAAUUACUCAAUCUCCUGUGACCAUCUAUACAUACCCCAUCUUCACAAAGUAUAUCAAUAUUAUACUAUCAAGGAGACAGUGAGUUUCUUUUCUCCAAUAUGCAUGACAUUUUUGCACAAUGCAACUGUGACACUGACACUUAUUUACAUGAAGAAAUACUUUAUGGUUCUACGGCAUUUAUCAUUUGACAACUGCAAGUAUUUUCCUUAUCAAUCAGCUCCUACUGAACAUACUAGCAGUGACUGUGGAAUCCUUAAGGGCCCAUUAAAUUUCUGAAGAAGAAAGCUAAGAUGAAGGACAUACCACUCAGAAUUCAUGUGCUACUUGGCCUAGCUAUCACUACACUAGUACAAGCUGUAGAUAAAAAAGUGGAUUGCCCACAAUUAUGUACAUGUGAAAUCAGACCUUGGUUCACACCCAGAUCCGUCUAUAUGGAGGCAUCUACAGUGGACUGUAAUGAUUUAGGUCUUUUAAAUUUCCCUGCAAGAUUACCUGCUGACACACAGAUUCUGCUCUUACAGACUAACAAUAUUGCAAAAAUUGAAUAUUUCAUAGACUUUCCAGUAAACCUUACUGGCCUGGAUUUAUCUCAAAACAAUUUAUCAUCACUUACCAAUAUUAAUGUAAAAAAGAUGCCUCAGCUCCUUUCUGUAUACCUAGAAGAAAACAAACUUACUGAGCUACCUGAAAAAUGUCUGUCUGGACUAAACAAUUUGCAAGAACUUUAUAUUAAUCACAACUUGCUGUCUAAAAUUUCACCUGGAGCCUUUACUGGCCUACAUAAUCUCCUACGGCUUCAUCUCAAUUCAAAUAGACUACAGAUGAUCAACAGUCAGUGGUUUGAUGCUCUUCCAAAUCUGGAGAUUCUGAUGAUUGGGGAAAAUCCAAUCAUCAGAAUCAAAGAUAUGGACUUUAAGCCACUUUUCAAUCUUCGCAGCCUGGUGAUAGCUGGUAUAAACCUCACGGAAAUACCAGAUGAUGCCUUGGUUGGGCUUGAAAAUUUAGAAAGCAUCUCUUUUUAUGACAACAGGCUUAUUAAAGUGCCCCAUGUUGCUCUUCAAAAAGUUGUCAACCUCAAAUUUUUAGAUCUAAAUAAAAAUCCUAUUAAUAGAAUACGAAGGGGUGAUUUCAGCAAUAUGCUACAUUUAAAAGAGUUGGGCAUAAAUAAUAUGCCUGAACUGAUUUCCAUCGACAGCCUGGCUGUGGAUAACUUGCCAGAUUUAAGAAAAAUAGAAGCUACUAACAACCCCAGGUUGUCUUACAUUCACCCAAAUGCAUUUUUCAGACUACCUAAGCUGGAAUCACUCAUGCUUAACAGCAAUGCCCUUAGUGCCCUGUACCAUGGUACAAUCGAGUCUCUGCCAAACCUCAAGGAAAUCAGCAUACACAGCAAUCCCAUCAGGUGUGACUGUGUGAUCCGCUGGAUUAAUAUGAACAAAACCAACAUUCGAUUUAUGGAGCCAGAGUCUCUGUUUUGUGUGGACCCACCUGAAUUCCAAGGCCAGAAUGUUCGACAAGUGCAUUUCAGGGAAAUGAUGGAGAUCUGCCUCCCUCUUAUAGCUCCUGAGAGCUUUCCUUCUAAUCUGGAUUUGGAAGUUGGGAGCUAUGUUUCCUUACACUGUAGAGCUACUGCAGAGCCACAGCCUGAAAUCUACUGGAUCACACCUUCUGGCCAAAAACUCUUGCCUAAUACUCUGACAGACAAGUUCUAUGUCCAUUCUGAAGGCACACUAGAUAUAAGUGGCAUGACCCCAAAAGAAGAGGGUUUGUAUACUUGCAUAGCAACUAACCUAGUUGGUGCUGAUUUGAAGUCUGUUAUGAUCAAAGUGGAUGGUUCUUUGCCCCAGGAUGACAAUGGAUCUUUGAAUAUUAAAAUAAAAGAUAUUCAGGCCAGUUCAGUUCUGGUGUCUUGGAAAGCAAGUUCUAAAAUUCUAAAGUCCAGUGUUAAGUGGACAGCCUUUGUCAAGACUGAAAAUCCCCACGUUGCCCAAAGUGCUCGAAUACCAUCCAAUGUCAAGGUAUAUAAUCUUACUCAUUUGAACCCAUCAACUGAGUACAAAAUUUGUGUUGAUGUCCCCACCAUUUAUCAGAUAAACAGAAAACAAUGUGUGAAUGUCACCACAAAAGAUUUGGAUCCUGAUCGAAAAGAAUAUGAAAAGAAUAACACUACAACAUUUAUUGCCUGCCUUGGAGGCCUUCUGGGGAUUAUUGGUGUGGUAUGUCUUUUCAGCUGUCUCUCUCAAGAGAUGAACUAUGAUGGUGGACACAGCUAUGUGAGGAAUUAUUUACAGAAACCAACCUCUGUGUUCAGUGAGCUUUAUCCUCCUCCAAUCAAUCUCUGGGAAGCAGGCAAAGAAAAAAGUACAGAAUUGGAAGUGAAAGCAACUGUUAUAGCUGUGCCAACAAAUACGUCCUAAAAACAACCAACUAAACCUACUUCAAAGAAAAGCUCAAGGCUGCAGUUGUGCGAAGUAAAAGGCAGAGAAAUAUUUCUUUCUGGAAAGAAGUUUGGGCUUCAUGAAUGCUACUCCUGACCAAUGGAAAUAAUGUACAAGUUCAACAUUCAGCAUUUUAAUUCACUGGUUUCAAAGGGUACUGUGGCAACCAAAAAAACAAACAAACAAUUUUCUAGACCUUUCAUGUAACUUUUCUGUCUGGAAUACAGUUAAAGUGGACAAAAAAAGUUUCUGUAUUUUUUUUUUAAGUAUGUAAGAGUAGCUGAACUGAGCAAUACCUCCUCCUGUGUUGUAUUACACAUAUUAGCCACGAGUUUUUGCGGUGACCAGAUAAACUUGAAUUGACACAUGGUGUAAUAAAAUGGACAAAUACUGUAGAAUAGACACAGUGAGUAUGUGGACCUCUUUUAUAAGGAAAAAAAUACAUUUUGGAUUAAAAUCAAUUGAUUUUGUCUUGUUUUUGUUUCUAAAUAAAGAAUAAUUUCUGGGAAAUGUCAUCUGACCAGAUAUCAUUUAAAUGAUAAAGGUUUUAAAAAGUGUUUUUCUAUAAUGAAAUUUGGAACACUGAGAGUAUAUCUUUAUUGGGUUAUGUAAGUACAUUUUUGUAAUGCACAAAAUGG